AUGGCUUCUCCAUCAUCCAACAACCCAUCGCAGGGUGUUACAUUUGGAGUUGAACUCGAGAUGGCUGUACCAUUCCUGUUCUUCGACCAGCCAGACCCUGCUGAAGGAAUGGACAUGAGAAAGGUGAUUCGCGUCUCGAGAGAAACUAAAAGUCCCCGAACAAGUUUCCGAGAGGAGACUCCAAGACCAGAAAAUAUCUUAGAAGGCAUUUUCAAGGAAUUUCUCCGAGGUCAUGGCCUUGCCAUCUGGGACCCUACCAUGCAAGGGAAGGCCGAUCAAGCAAUCAGCCCUCCCACAGGGUGGUUUAUUGGAAUCGAUACUUCUAUUCACGAAUUGAAGUUCGCCCACUACAACUGGGUUGGUCUAGAACUACGGAGCCCUGCGAUGCUGGCCAACGAGACUUCGUUUGCCGAAAUCAAGCGCGUAGUCAGUCUGCUUAGAACUAGCUUCCGUCUGAGAGUUAACGAGACCACUGGGUUACACGUGCACGUCGGCCUUGGAGCUCAGCGUCUCCCUCCUCGGGCCAUCAUCCGCCUCGUGCAACUACUCUGGUGCGCCGACGGCACAUUAUCACAAUUACACCCACCGGAACGUUUUCUUAGCCCAUUCUGCCCAUCCAUCCGGCACGAUAGCGUUCUCGCUCGACGUCUGUUGGACGACUGGAGAGGCACCGAGAAUCUCACAGUAGGUGGCGGUCUGGCUAUCACUCCCCUAACCGUGUCUGCAGCAUUGACUGACCGGUUGAAAGCGUUGCUUCAAGCUCCAACUUCUUUCCCUGCGCUCGACUCGCGGCCAAAUACCUCCCGUCUCCAGCGACUCCCGCCCGUGCGAACCAACCCGUAUGAGGACGCCGGCGCCCAAAGACGUUAUGGCAUGUUAAACGUUUUUGGAGGAGGGCGACCGCACAGAGACUUCCUACUCAUAUCUCGACCUGCUGAGGGAAUCACCGAAGAGACAUGCCUGCCAGUGCUAGACGGCCUACGUGCUCUCUGUCGACCGGAAAUGUAUGAAAAAGCAACCCGGGCGGUUGAUGAGAUCCAGAUCAAUUCUAUGAAGCGGGCCAAUUACAACUGCAACGCUUAUGGGUUCCAACACGUCGGCGGUCCCCCGAUGCGGAUGACGGUCGAGUUCCGCGAGGCGGCUGGCUCCCUUGACCCUUCCUGGGUGGCGGCGUGGGCCAGGAUCACUUCCCGAAUAGUCGAGUUCUGCCUUGAAGCUGAAGAGGAUGAGUUCGUCGAGCUCCUUAUGAGAGUCCUGGAGGCUGAGCUAGCGUUUGAGGCCAACGGGGGAGUCUCGCGCUACGAUGUGGUUGAUUUCCUCCAUGACCUUGGCUUGCCUGAUGAAGCCAGGUUUGUGGAGGAAAAUAUUAUUUUCGGCGACAAAGCAAGCUUCUGGUUUCCGUGUGCUCUAAGCUGGAGUCAACUGGACGACCAGCCUGGUGCGACGAUUAUGAUGCCAACAGAGUAUGAGAACUGA
Messenger RNA from Diaporthe batatas, 1476 nucleotides. RefSeq lists its product as uncharacterized. The record is from RefSeq and is a predicted model, not a curated record. The coding region runs from base 1 to 1476 and encodes 491 amino acids. The transcript has a single exon. Lineage: Eukaryota; Fungi; Ascomycota; Sordariomycetes; Diaporthales; Diaporthaceae.